Xiphias gladius (swordfish) is the source of this 2092-nucleotide messenger RNA. RefSeq names its product adhesion G protein-coupled receptor G3-like. Bases 47 to 1624 code for a protein of 525 amino acids. The record is from RefSeq and is a predicted model, not a curated record. Lineage: Eukaryota; Metazoa; Chordata; Actinopteri; Istiophoriformes; Xiphiidae. Gene Ontology annotation, molecular function: G protein-coupled receptor activity. Gene Ontology annotation, biological process: adenylate cyclase-activating G protein-coupled receptor signaling pathway; cell surface receptor signaling pathway. The transcript has 12 exons. Gene Ontology annotation, cellular component: membrane.
CAUAAACUGUGUCACCAUAAGUGUGUUUGAGGAACAGUGAGACACGAUGUGGAUUACUCCUUUUCUCAUCACACUUGCCUGGUUUUCUACAACUCAAGCUAAUGAUUACUGUGAAAAUCUCCUCACAGAGUGUCGUCAAAUAAUCCCCUGGACCAGGUGUUAUGAAGACAGGAUUGCAACGUGUACAAUAAGAAAGCGUUUCAUGCCUAACUUCUUUCGUCAAAGGGUAAACUCGUCUCAAGAGGCUAAAGUGAGACCCACUCUCGAACACAAGGUUCACAUCCCAUCCUCGGCUCUCCAGAGAAGCAGAGGAGCUGCAUUGGAGGAGGAGGUACUGCUGGUGGCCACACUGAUCAACAGCACUUACUUUGAGCAGGGUCUGCCUCAGGGAAGGGCAACGGUAGGGGGGAUAGUACCCAACCAGUCUGCCCCGAAGCAAUACACUGUUAUGGGAGCCCUAGUCCUAGCAGUGAUGGCAGGGAGCCAGCCCGUCAGAAACCUCUCACAACCCAUCAAACUAACCUUCAAACACAACAACCGGGGGGAAAAUGGGACUUGUGUGUUUUGGCAGGAGUCAGAGCUGGAGGAUGGAAUAGGUUAUUGGAGCACAGGGGGUUGUGAUACCAUUGACAGUGGAACUGAGUUUAUUUGCAGCUGCAACCACCUCAGUUUCUUUGCUGUGCUUGUGAACCCUGUAAUAUCAGUGGAUGCACCUAAUUAUUUGAUUCUUACUUAUAUCAACUGCAUUGGAUCAGCACUCUCCAUCUUCUUUGCAAUCAUCAGCCUGAUCCUCUAUAUAUGUCUACAACGGCGGCGCCCAGAGAAGGCCAUCAGUGUGCAUAUCCAGUUAACGGUGGCACUGCUCUGCCUCCACAUCAGCUAUCUGCUGUCCACCUUCUGGGUGCGGCAGCUGAAUGAGAACCAGGAGGGCUUCUUUUGCUGGUUUCUGGGUCUCUUUUUGCACUGGUCCAUGCUGGCCACCUUCAGCUGGACAGCUCUGGAGGGAUUCCACCUCUACCUUCUCCUCGUCCGAGUCUUCAACAUCUACGUCAGAAGAUACCUGCUCAAACUCAGCUUGGUGGGAUGGGGUCUUCCUACACUGAUUGCAGGGGCUUGUGGGAUUUCAGGUGUUUAUGGCAAACACAGUCUGGAACUGAAGGAUGCCGAAAACAGCACAGCGAGUAACGCAGUAGCACAAUGCUGGAUGAGCAGCCAUCCAGUCAGCUACGUCACUACCAUGGCCCUUCCAUGCCUGGUGAUACUGUGUAAUUCCUGCAUGCUGGGGCUGGUGGUGUUUAAGCUCCAGGGCAUAAGAGGAGGUAGCAGAGGCACUGAAAGCAUCAGUGACUGGAAGAAGAUGAACAGAGAAAAAGGGACCAGGUUAUGGAAGGACUGUGCCACGGUGCUGGGUCUCAGCUGUGUGCUGGGGUUACCUUGGGGGUUAAUGAGCACCACCUACAUCUCUCUGCCUGGGAUCUAUGUAUUCACUAUACUAAACUCCCUGCAGGGUGUAUUUAUGUUCCUGUGGUCUGUGGCUUUGACCUGCAAGUCCCGAUCUGAAUGCAGCUCCUCAAUAGGAGGCCCUUGCUCCCAGAAAAUGAUGACUACCAGCUUCAAUAACUGAUAGUCACAGCUAAAACAAAUAUUAUCCAUUGCCUAUAUUAGGUGUUUACUAAACUGUUGGCUCCAGUCAUAUUCAUUUAUUCAGCUAACUAACAGUAACUUAAAAUUGGGAUAUCUUGCUGUUUCUUUAAAAAAAGAUACAUAGAAAAUAAUGCAUCAUGAACAGUAACCUUUCUAGUUAUUUAUUGUUGUUACAAUGAUGAUUCUUAUGGUCUUUCAAAUAUGGAUAGGCAAAUGUUGUCACUGAUUUACUGGUGAAUUACUGAUUAAAUAGUAGAAAAUUGAUGUAAUGCUAUAGUAAUGAGUAGCAAUGGCAUAUAAAACAAAAUAAAAAUAAAACAAAAAGGGGCUUAGUAGUUAAGUUAAUAACAAUGUCAAAUACAUUUGUAAAGUAUGUACUGUGCUCCAUUUCUGUGACUUCAUCCUUACUCAGUAAUGACUAACUAGGGGUCCUUGUAACCCAGGGGAU